GAGGACGGACGUCUGUUCCAUUUCAAAUAAUCACGCAAUACGAUGUUUUGUAAAUGAAGCGAUUUUUUAUUUUAUUUAGUGUGUAGUGUGUGUUAAAGAUGCAAGAAAUGUUCACAGUUUUUAUUCAACUUUUGUUUAUAUUUCAAGGUGUAACCAGCCUUCGUGACGUCAAACUCCUAGUGGAGCCAACCACCGUGGUACGGGGUGGUACAGCUGCUCUCAUCUGCUCCCGGGACAUGCAGGGUGCACCGCUGUACUCCGUCAAGUGGUAUAGAGGCAACCAUGAGUUCUACAGAUUCACACCCAUGGAGACACCGUCUACGAGGGUGUUUGGUCUACCCGGGAUUUAUGUGGACAUGAACCGCUCAAACGGUUCUCAAGUGCUCCUCCGGCGCAUGGAUCUAGGUCUCGCUGGUAACUUCAGCUGCGAAGUCACAGCCGAGUCGCCGUCGUUCGCCACACAGAUUGCUACCAAGUUUAUUGAUGUUAUUGCAUUACCAACAUCGAUACCAGUUCUCAGCGCUGACAAGGAUCGCUACCAACCUGGAGAGAUUCUCCGAGCGAACUGCACGUCACCACCGGCCAGACCAUCAGCCAACCUCACUAUUUUUGUUAAUGAGGAACCGGUACGAGCAUCAGAAACAAGCCUCCACCCAUCUGAAAGUGGCUUACUCACUACAAAAGUGAACAUAGAUAUAAAAGUGACCCCAGCACUGUUCCCUGGGGGACGCCUGCGGGUGGCGUGCUAUGCUACCAUGUACAACGUCUACAAUAAGUCUGCUAAGCUAGACUUCUUGACGCCGGAGACUGAUCCACGGCCGGAGAGAAUAACCCUCAACGGAGGAGCUUCUAGAACAUUCCUCAGUUGGCUUCCACUGUUUCUUCUCUUCUUUCUACCUUUAGUAUCAGGACAGGACUUUGGUUUCGAAGAAUUUGGUUACUAUAGUUACGACGAUGAAAGUGAAAAAAACCUUAUUUUGUCUUUGGUCUGAUGUUUUUGUUACUUUUUAAUACAUUUUUAUUGAAAUGCAAUGUUGUAUAGUUAAGCUUUCUAUCGUUUUUGUACGCAAAUGUUAGUGUUAGCUCAAUUUCACAUGAUUUUUCAUAUUUUUAAUUUAUAUUCAAUGAAAUAAGGAUGUUUUUCUUCACCCGUAAGGAUAAGUUAUAAUGUUAGUUUUAAUUUGAAUUUGUUUUGUUGUAAUGUUAAAAGAGUCUAUCUUUUGCACUUGAUGUGGAAAUGCAUAAAAUUUAAAAUAUGUAUUUUAAAAAGCAUUA
Molecule: messenger RNA, 1275 nt
Organism: Colias croceus (clouded yellow)
Lineage: Eukaryota; Metazoa; Arthropoda; Insecta; Lepidoptera; Pieridae
Exons: 6
Coding region: 99-992 (297 amino acids)
Source: RefSeq, a predicted model, not a curated record